Zingiber officinale is the source of this 1143-nucleotide messenger RNA. RefSeq names its product cytochrome c-type biogenesis protein CcmE homolog, mitochondrial-like. The transcript has a single exon. Gene Ontology annotation, cellular component: plasma membrane. Gene Ontology annotation, biological process: protein-heme linkage; cytochrome complex assembly. Gene Ontology annotation, molecular function: heme binding. The coding region runs from base 60 to 845 and encodes 261 amino acids. Lineage: Eukaryota; Viridiplantae; Streptophyta; Magnoliopsida; Zingiberales; Zingiberaceae. The record is from RefSeq and is a predicted model, not a curated record.
UCUUUUUAAUUCACUCGAAUCAUCCUUCCUUUGCGCCUUGACCUUUCCAUAUCGGAUCCAUGGCUUCGUCUAGGGUUUUCUCGUCCCGCCUCUCCUCCCGCCUCUCCUCUCUCCUCCGUCCCUCCGCCGCGUGCGCCUCUUCUACUCCUCUUGACCCACCUCGCCUCCUCAUCGACCUGUGCCGCUCCAAUUACCCUAAGUUCUCUUCUUCCCCGGCCGCCCUCUUCCUUCGGCACCUCUCCACCGCCUCCCGUCGUCACCCCUCCUCCCGCCCCCGCACCGUCGAUAUCGGUGCCCGCGCGCGGCAGCUUCAGAACCGCCGCCUCUUGAACUACGGCCUUACAUUCAGCUGCCUCGCCGGGUUCAUCGUCAUCGUCCUUAGCACCUUCCAGGACCAGCUCGUGUUCUAUAUCACCCCUACCGAAGCCAUGGAUCAGUUCGCCGCUAACCCCACCAAGAACCGCUUCCGCCUCGGCGGCCUCGUCCUCGAAGGCAGCAUCGUCGAGCCCACCUCCACCUUUCCUGAGAUGGAGUUCGUCAUCACAGAUCUCGUCACAGAAAUCCUCGUCCGCUUCGAGGGAUCCGUCCCUGACCUCUUCCGGGAGGGCCACUCGGCGGUCGUCGAGGGCUUCUUGAGACCUUUCGAUGAAUCUGACGGGCCUGCCACGCGUGGACCAGUGGUGUCGGAGACGGCGAGGGCUCAUGACUGUUACUUCAGGGCUGUUGAAGUGCUGGCAAAGCACGACGAAAAGUACAUGCCCAAGGAAGUUGCGGAGGCGAUCGAGAGGAAUAAAAAGCUAAUUGAGGCGAAAUCCCAAGCAGAAGCCGCAGAGACUACGAGUUGAAAACACAUUCCAAAUUCAGGUUUAUUCUGUCAGUACAAGUUUUGAAUUUUCCAAUUGAUUAUGCUGGUUGGUUGCCACCAACCGAUAGAUGAAAAAACAUAAUCUUAUCAUGAUUUUGUUGUAACUUUUAAUUGAUCUUCUGCGGGUUGAGAAUGAAAGAGAAUAUAGUAUUUUUGGUUGAGAAUAGCAUAGAAAUAAAGCUAUUUAUCAGCACAAUUAUUCCUUGCUAUCUGUUUCUUCACUUUUAUCAGCACUAUGCUGAACUUUGUUAUGUAGAGAUUGUAUGGCUUUAUGCUCA